Molecule: messenger RNA, 1102 nt
Organism: Entrophospora candida
Lineage: Eukaryota; Fungi; Glomeromycota; Glomeromycetes; Entrophosporales; Entrophosporaceae
Source: the annotation of a GenBank genome assembly
AUGUCAUUCCUCAAUGGUAAUAAUAAUGGAGUCGAUCGUGCAAGCUACGAAGGAUUUGAUCAUAUUAAAUUCUGGGUAGGGAAUGCUAAACAAGCAGCAUCAUACUAUUGUACAAGGCUUGGAUUCAAACAUAUUGGAUACCAAGGUUUAGAAACUGGUAAUAGAAAAUUCGUAAGUCAUGUGGUUCGUCAAGGCACUAUAACCUUUGUGUUUCAAUCACCAUUAAAUCCCAAUGAUCCCACAAUGAGUGAACAUUUAACAAAGCAUGGCGAUGGUGUCAAGGAUGUUUCAUUUACCGUCAGUGAUUGUAGAAGUUUAUGGGAAGAAGCCAUUAGACAUGGGGGAAAAUCAGUUCGUGAACCUUGGGAGGAAAGAGAUGAAAAUGGAGUUGUGAUUAUGGCAACAAUUUCUACUUAUGGUGAUACUGUUCACACUUUGGUUGAACGUAGAAAUUAUCAUGGCGAAUUUUUACCUAAUUAUGUUUCUAGUAAAUCUCAUGAUCCAUUAAAUGAUAAAUUAUCGCCUUGUAAACUAUUAUAUUUGGAUCACGUGGUUGGAAACCAGCCUGACGACGAGAUGGUUAGAGCAUGUGAAGUGUUUUGGUCGGUGGACGAUAAACAAAUCCACACCGAAUAUUCAGCACUUCGUUCAAUUGUAAUGGCAGAUCAGAAUGAAAAAAUCAAAAUGCCAAUAAACGAACCAGCACUUGGAAGAAGGAAAUCACAAAUACAAGAAUUUGUUGAUUAUUAUGCAGGAGUUCAACAUAUUGCAUUAAGAACUGAUGAUAUAAUCACUGCGGUUAGCAAUCUUCAAGCUCGUGGAUUAGAUUUUUUGACAAUUCCAAACACAUAUUACGAAGAUCUAAAAGAUCGAUUGAGGCACGCUAGUAUCAAAGUUAUCGAAGAUAUCAACAUAUUACAAAAAUUACAUAUUUUGGUUGAUUACGAUGAAAAUGGUUAUUUAUUACAGAUAUUUACAAAACCGAUGCAAGACCGACCGACACUUUUUAUCGAAAUAAUUCAACGUAAUAAUCAUCAAGGCUUUGGAGCUGGUAAUUUCAAGGCAUUAUUUGAAGCAAUAGAACGUGAUCAGGCUGAACGCG